Messenger RNA from Sardina pilchardus (European sardine), 1458 nucleotides. RefSeq names its product paired box protein Pax-3-like. The transcript has 9 exons. Gene Ontology annotation, molecular function: RNA polymerase II cis-regulatory region sequence-specific DNA binding; DNA-binding transcription factor activity, RNA polymerase II-specific. Gene Ontology annotation, biological process: anatomical structure development; regulation of transcription by RNA polymerase II. Bases 1 to 1458 code for a protein of 485 amino acids. Lineage: Eukaryota; Metazoa; Chordata; Actinopteri; Clupeiformes; Clupeidae. The record is from RefSeq and is a predicted model, not a curated record.
AUGACAGCCUUAGCGGGGGGCAUACCGAGAAUGAUGCGCCCCACGCCGCCACAAAAUUAUCCCAGAGGAGGAUACUCUCUUGAAGUUUCCACGCCAUUAGGUCAGGGUCGAGUAAACCAACUCGGUGGAGUUUUCAUAAAUGGACGGCCUUUGCCUAAUCAUAUUCGACACAAGAUUGUGGAGAUGGCCCAUCAUGGCAUCCGGCCAUGCGUUAUCUCCCGUCAGCUCCGAGUGUCACACGGCUGUGUGUCCAAAAUCCUGUGCAGGUACCAGGAGACUGGAUCUAUCCGGCCCGGUGCCAUAGGAGGAAGUAAACCCAAGCAAACAACAACUCCCGAUGUAGACAAGAAAAUCGAAGAUUACAAGAGAGAGAACCCUGGAAUAUUUAGCUGGGAGAUCAGGGAUAAGUUACUCAAAGAUGGGAUCUGCGACCGCAACAAUGUUCCUUCAGUCAGUUCAAUCAGUCGCACUUUGCGAUGCAAAUUCGGAGGAAGCGCCGAAGACGACGAUGAAGAAGACGAAAUGGAAAGGAGAGUACUAGACGAAAACGAGAGAAGAGGCAAACACAGUAUUGAUGGCAUUCUAGGCGAUAGAUCGAGUCACUCUGACGAGGGCUCUGACGUGGACUCGGAGCCGGGCCUGCCCCUGAAGAGGAAGCAGCGGCGGAGCAGGACCACCUUCACGGCGGAGCAGCUGGAGGAGCUGGAGCGGGCCUUCGAGCGCACGCACUACCCCGACAUCUACACCCGGGAGGAGCUGGCCCAGAGAGCCAAGCUCACGGAGGCGCGCGUGCAGGUCUGGUUCAGCAACCGGAGAGCUCGCUGGAGAAAGCAGGCCGGGGCCAAUCAGCUUAUGGCCUUCAACCACCUAAUCCCUGGAGGGUUCCCCCCCUCGGCCAUGUCCAGCCUGCAGCCCUACCAGCUCUCCGACAGCCCUUACCCCCCCUCGUCCAUAUCGCAAGUGUCGGAGCAGGCCAGCACAGUGCACCGGCCCCAGCCUCUGCCCCCGACCUCCGUGCACCAGUCGGGCCUGAGCUCCUCGGGGGGUCAGGACGGCAGCUACUGCCUGGCCUCCGGACGCCACGGCUUCUCCGGCUACUCCGAGAGCUUCGUGCCGCCGCCGCCCGGCCACUCCAACCCCGUCAACCCCGCCAUCGGCAACGGCCUCUCCUCUCAGGUGAUGGGUCUGCUCAACCCCGGCGGAGUGCCCCACCAGCCCCAGGGUGACUUCGCCCUCUCGCCCCUGACGGGCGGCCUGGAGCCCAACGCGGGCAUGCCCACCAGCUGCCACGGCUCCCAGCGUCUGGAGGGGCUGCCCGGCUUACCCAGCAUGCCCACCCUGCCCAGCUCCCAGUCCUACUGCCCCCCCACCUACAGCUCGCCCGCCUACAGCGUGGACCACGUCACCUCCUACCAGUACGGCCAAUAUGGGCAAAGUAAGGUGCCUUUCAUUAUUUGA